Messenger RNA from Tetrahymena thermophila SB210, 894 nucleotides. Its product is annotated as aldo/keto reductase family oxidoreductase. Lineage: Eukaryota; Ciliophora; Oligohymenophorea; Hymenostomatida; Tetrahymenidae. The record is from RefSeq and is a predicted model, not a curated record. Gene Ontology annotation, molecular function: oxidoreductase activity. The transcript has a single exon.
AUGAAAACUACAAAAUUAGCUUAAACUGUGUUGCUUAGUGAUGGAAAUAAGAUUCCUAUUAUAGGGCUUGGGACAUUUUUGACUACUAAUAAGGAUUAAAUGACAGACCUUAUUAGAACUGCAUUAAACGUAGGCUAUCGUCAUUUUGACACUGCUAAAGUUUAUGAAAAUGAAGUUUAUAUUGGUGAAGCAUUCUAAUAGAUUUUUAGCGAAGGAGUCUAUAAAAGAGAAGAUAUUUUCUUAGUAUCUAAAAUAAUGUCCAAUAAAAAUGAAGUUGUUAGUGAUGUUAUAAGAUAAACUUUAAAAGAUCUUUAGGUAGAGUAUUUAGACUUGCUUUACUUACACUGGUCAUUUACUCCACCUUCAGAUUAGCUAGAAUGGAAUCACAAGCCAGUCCAUCAAGUUUGGGCCGAGUUAGAAGAAGUCUAAAAGAAAGGCUAAACAAAAUCUUUGGGAGUCUCUAACUUUAAUGUUUAAGGAUUAGUUGAUUUGCUUUCAUAUGCAAAAAUUAAACCUGUCUCAUUAUAAGUAGAACUUCAUGUUUUUCUUUAACAAAAUAGACUCAUCGAAUUUUGUAAAAGAGCUAAUAUACAUGUCACUGCUUACUCACCCCUAGCUAGAUAUACAGAAGUUAUAAAUAACUAGGUCCUAAAUAACAUAGCAAAAAAAUAUGGUGUUCCAGUAACUUAGAUUUUACUUGCUUUUCUUAUUUAGUAAGGAAUAUCUGUAAUUCCAAAAACUGAAAAAUCAUUUAGAUUAAAGGAGAAUUUUGAUGCAAUUAACAUAACUUUAGAAUAAAACGAUGUUGAAGAACUUAAAAAAUUGGAUAUAAAUCACAGAACUAUAUAACCAGCCACAUUUUAGCCAUUUUAAUUUAUACCUAUAUUUGAUUGA